CAGAAAGGUGUAUGCUUUCAUUAAUUGCUGUAGAAGGUUUCUCUGCUGAAAAUCUCUCUUCCUACAUCACCAAGUUCUUUCAUCCAGACACAGCUUCCUCGGAAGAUCUGAACCAAUUCAUAUCAAACAACGAUGUGAUCUUAGAGAACAUGGCCCCCUACCCUAUAUACACAGCCAUGCUGUGCAUCAUGUGGAAAGACUAUGAUGGAGAGCGCCGAGAGGCAAUGUCCAAGCUGCAAACAUUCUCCCAGCUAUUUGAUGAGAUGGUCGACUUUUUGGUUGAUCAUUACCUUUCGAAGCCCAUUUCAUCAGGUAUUGGUGAAGAUAAAUUGAAGGAGAAUCUUUCAGAUAUUCCUCAUCACCUGCUUCAGAUUGGCCACAUUACCUUCAAUGGACUUCUUGAGAGACAGUUGGUAUUCACAGAGGACGAGUUUCAGAGCUGUCCAGAGUCCAUCGAUGUAGGUUGUAAAGUUGGGGUACUUACUAAAGAAAAGCGUAUUCCUUCGAGGCGAGACAAAAGAAAAAAUCACAAUUCGGUAGCAAAAUCGGUGCAGUUUCCCCAUAAGCUCUUCCAGGAAUAUCUAUCAGGGAUUUAUCUUGCAUCCCUUCAUAACUUAAACCAUAAUGAAUAUGGCAGGUUGAUAUUGGAUAUUAUCAAGAGAGCAGGAGAAUACAGGUACCUACUUUACUUCACCUCGGCCCAGCAGAAGGAGGUCGGCUUGGAUAUCGUAUCUCGUCUCAUAGCGUUGACAAGACAGGGUAGUGAUGAUGGCUUUAUCGUAGAUGUAGCAUACGAGAGCCAAGACCAAGCAGUGGCUAAAGCAGUGGCGGAUCAUCUCUCCUCUAAGUACGGCAAGGAACUGAAGAUCACUGAAGAGAUGCAGGCACAUACAGUAUCAGGGCAUAUUUUCAUCAUGAAUCAUCGUGAAGCGGAUGACCUGAUCAUUGAGAAGUCAUGUGGACGGACGGCUUCAGAGGACCUGGCUGAAUUCAUCUGCUCAUCACGAUCACUUAAAUCUGUGACGAUCGACGGUACUAUGCAUGACGUCUUCUACUCGGUGCUUGCAAAUAAAGCAGUCAAUUCCAAGAUUGAGACUCUUAACAUCAAAUAUUUGGGUAUGAGUGAACGUCCCUCUCCAUCACAUGAUCUCGCUCAGUUCAUCUGUAAGGCGCCCCAUUUGACGAACCUGACACUCGGUGGGGGACGAUAUAUACAAGUGGUCUCGCUACAUAAUGAUUUCUACUCAUCAUUUACGUCGGUGGCAUCAUCUGCGAAGAUUGAGACUCUUGACAUCUGUUAUCUGAAUCUCAGUGAACGUCCCUCUGCAUCACGUGAUCUCGCUCAGUUCAUCUGUAAGAUGCCUCGUUUGAAGAGCCUGACACUCGGUAGGGGAUACGAGUUCUUUCUUCACGAUGACUUCUACUCAUCAUCUUCUUUGAUGGCAUCAUCUGCAAAGAUUGAGACUCUUAUCAUCUGGUCUCUGGAUCUCAGUAAACGUCCCUCUGCAUCACGUGAUCUCGCUCAGUUCAUCUGUAAGAUGCCUCAUAUGAAGAUCCUGACACUCGGUGAGGUAGACCAGGCCUUACUUCACGAUGAAUUCUACUCAUCAGCUUCGUCGAUGGCAUCAUUUGCAAAGAUUGAAACUCUAAACAUCAAAUAUGGGGUUCUCAGUGAACGUCCCUGUGCAUCACGUGAUCUCGCUCAGUUCAUCUGUAAGAUGACUCAUCUGAAGGACCUGUCACUCCACGGUCAGUAUCACGAUGACUUCUACUCAACAGCGUCAUCGAUGGCAUCAUCUGCAAAGAUUGAGACUCUUGAUAUCAACUGUUUGGGUAUGAGUGAACGUCCCUGUCCAUCACAUGAUCUCGCUCAGUUCAUCUUUAAGAUGACUCAUCUGAAGAACCUGACACUCUACGGUCAGUAUCACGAUGACUUCUACUCAACAUCGUCAUCAAUGGCAUCAUCCGCAAAGAUUGAGACUCUUGAUGUCAACUAUUUGGGUAUCAUUGAACGUCCCUCUGCAUCACGUGAUCUCACUCAGUUCAUCUAUAAGAUGCCUCAUUUGAAGAACCUGACACUCUGCGGCCAGUUCCACGAUGACUUCUACUCAACAUCAUCUUCGAUUGCAUCAUCUGCCAAGAGUGGUAACACGAGCCACACCUUGACUGAGCUGACAGUAUAUGAGGAGACACUACGAGGAUGGCAGGAUUGUGGUUCGAUGUUUGACAAUGUGAAGGGAGUCACUAUACGGGUAGGGAGCACGAUCAACUAUGACGUCAUCCAGAGGAUCCAUCUACCAGGAGCAACAGAACUCACCAUUCAAACAGAUGAGAGUGUAAUUCGACCGGCUGGUUUCCACGAGGAGCCCACUUCACUACCCAAUGCCCUCCUGAAUAUCUCCCCUCAACUUGUCAAGGUGACAUUCAGCGAUCUUGUCAUUGGUAACAGAAAGAUGGAACUAAUCUUACAAGCUUUCAGAUCAACACUCGACCUCAAACAUCUGAAGAUUAUCAGAUUCAUAAGAUGCGGGACAGAGGAGAGCGUGAAUGAUGUCACAAUUGCUUGCAAUAAAGAUCAGGUCAUGGAGGUGGAGGUGGUGCAUGGUAUACCACGUGGUAAAGAAUUUGUAGCUGCAUUUUGCAUGAUGUCACAGUACUCAAUCUGAUGAAUCAGACGGAUCAGAUGAUCUUGGCUCGCAAACAGGAAAUAUAGGCUGAAGUGAAGAGUGCAUAAAACACAUCAUUAUAAGCUUAUUAACGUUUAAUAAUUCAAAAUCCGGACUUUGGCUAUUAGAAAUAUAAUUUGUCAUGCAAUCAAGUUCAUCAAACGAAUCACAUUGAUAUUCAUAUGAUUUUACACGGAUGCUCUUGUUCAUUAUUUUGUUGAAGAUUUGUUAAAGUAAUGAUUUUAAAUUCCCUUUGAAAUAUUAAUCUCAGUAUCAAGAACAUUCAUUUGGGAUAAAGGGCGUAACAGGGAUUUGCACUGUGAAAAUCUCAAAACUUGUAAAGGGUCAAAAUGGUGUAAAAUAUCAUAAGUGAAACAUUCUUACGAGUAUGGUAGCAGAAUAUUCACACAAAAAAUACUCAAUUUUUCCUCCUAGACAGAAAAACACAGAGUAUUUUUAUUUCAAAUUUAGCACGCACUUUCAUAAACUCAUCUUGCUGCCACAUGAAAUUAUAGGCCCGAAUUCACAAAGGAGGUUUAAAUCUAACCCAUGGUUUAAAUCUUCAUUUACAUCACCCAUGGUUUAAAAUAAGCGCAAAUUGAGGCGUACCUUGCCUUGCGCGCGUCUACUAUUGGACCUCUGUCGGACUACUAUUGGACUUAUUUUGCGCUAAUUUUAGACUAUGUGUUAUGUAAAUGAGACUUUAAACCAUGGGUUAAAUUUAAACCUCCUUUGUGAAUUUGGGCCAUAAAGUUUGACAUAAGUUUCUGAGGGCUUGCAAAUCCCUAUUAGGGACUUUAAACAUACACAUGCAUAAUGAAAUCAAAAUGUGUUCUAAUGGAAGAAGAGCCAGCUCAGUUAAUCAUGGACAUUUUACAAAUCUUCAGAGUUUGGAGAUCUGUAAAGGAGGGGAUUAAUUGCUGUGAGAAGAUGGAAAUAGAAAUAGAAAAUAAGGAAAUGUAUCUCCUCCUGUAGGCCUUUAUUGCCCUUGCAAAAAGGUCAAAAUGUAGACCACUUUUCCUUCACAAAUAUAACACUGUAUUCUUGUUCAAUAUCUUUUGUGUAUGAAUUGUUGCAUGUAUAAUGUAAAAGGUUUGUUUGGCUUUUUAAAUCUUAAUUUGUAAUGGGAAAAAUAUCUUGUCUUAUAUAAAUGAGUUGGUAAUUUUGUCUGUUGAUAAUUUGUAAAUAACGUAGCCAAAUGGUAUGUGCCCAUACGAAGGAAUGUCUUUGCAAGAAUAAAUGUAUAGGAAUGUCAAAUAUCCAAGCAGCUGUAUUUCUUUAGGUUCAGCUAAUGAUUAUAUACACUAUUAAACUUGAUGCAAGAGCAUUAGGUUAAUUUUGAUUUUAUUCUACAACUGUUUCAUAAAUUUUUACUCAAGUCUAUGAUUCAGAUGCUUAGUGUUAUCACCCCCACACCUCACCGUGCGUGUGUGUGUGUGUGUCUGUCUGUUCUCAUCGUAUAUCUUAAUCCAUCAUUUUUCAAAUGAUUCAGCGCCAUUCUCAUUAUUUUAUGAAUUUAGGGAUUUUCCCUGCUCCCCUUGUCAUUAUGAUUAUUGAGGUGUCGUAGUAAUGGUUAAAUCACUUGACUGGUACUGCAAACAGCUUGUGUUCUAGGCUCGGUAUGACACUUAUGCCAUUGUGCAAGGCAUUUUCUCUACUUUGCUCCUCUCCACCCAGGUGUUAAAAGGGGUACCUGGUAGGAUGCGAAAGUCGAUGUGAUUGUAAGCGCGUGUGCAUGCAUGUUGACAGCUGACUGGCUGUAAUUAAUGCUCCCAGAGUGGAGUUAAAAUUGUACAUUCUAAAGUGCAGGAUAGACAUUGAAUCAAAUGAACGGGUAAUGAUAAUACUGCAAGUUAAUCACUUCGGUCGGUUAACUAAUACAAGGAUUUGUUUGAUUUAUUGUAAGUAGUACUGGUAGUAAUAGUUUUGUAGCAUCAUCAUCAUCAAUAUUAUUAUUAUUAUUAUUAUUAUUAUUACUAUUACUAUUCGUAUUGUUAUUGCUAUUAUGUAUUAGCAUCGUUGUCAUGAAACAUGAAUAUACAUGUACUCUAUAUCAUUGGUGUAUAGCUUUGCCAUGAGUUGAAUUUAUUUCGUUUACGAAUAUGAUCUAUAUGAGGUUGCGAUGUGUUAUGCGUGUUUAUCUUGUCUGGUCUGUUUAUCUCCCGGCAAAGGGCUGAAUUAAUUAUUGUGUGGGAAGCUUUGGUUUCUUGUAUAUAUUUAGACUGAAAUUAACGGAAAAUCAUUGAUGGAUAUCAAAUGAUCUCGCACACAGGCAGGGUAUAUUAAAGCCUUUCUGCACUUGUUUGGCAAGGAGGGAUUAGACCUACCUGCAUGGUCACUGGUAGGUGGUUAUCUCAUCAAAUCAGCUCUCAAUUAUAACAUAAGAAAAAGGGGACCAUGGGGGACCAAAGAGUACCGCUCAUGCAUUGUUGGCCAUAUAGAGGGAGCAAGUAGCUACAAGUAGUGCAGUCCCGCUUUAAACUAUAGUCGUUACGUUCCAUUACUAUUUCCUUUUUUUUUUUAGAUAAGAAAUUGGAGUGGACUUUACAUUAUAAUUUUAGAUCAAUAUGAAGACAAUUUUUUUGUGAACAAUAUAUCUUUAAAUUCACAACCAAUCAUUAACAAUUGACCAGGUAAAGUACUAAACGUAUCACUAGAGAUCAUCAAGUUAGUUCUCUUAAAAUUAGGGUACAAACUUAUUUCCCUGUAUCCAAUCACAUACGAUUUGUAAUUCAUGUGGGUACAGUGCAUAUCUUUCAGGGGUGAAAAACACUGAGUGAGUUUGUUAACAUGGAACACUCAAAAUGUCAAAUAUGUGUGGUUCAGUCAUCAAGCUGGUGUUUUUAUAUCUCCGGAGAUUAAUUUGGUUAAUUUGUGGAGAAUUUAAAUGGUUAUUAAGACUUUUGUUACGGAUGAUCGCAAUGAAACAAUAACGAUAAUAGUUAUGUUAAUAAUAAUGAAAAUAAUAGGCCUAAUAAUAAUAAUGGUAAUAUACUCUCAUCUUUUAAACAAUAAAUUGUCAACGUUUAUACCCUCAAAUGAUAUUCAUUAGUAUGUAUAUGUUCCUUUGUGUUUGGGUAAUAAAUAUAUUUUCUUUUUUUAUAAUGCAUGCAAACAAGAUGAUUCUCCAUACACGAACAGUAAACAGUGAAUGAAUAAGAGAAAGAGCACGUGUGAGGAAGAGGGUCUCAGAUAUUACUUUUUGAUUUAUUUGGAUUGGUCACUAUUUAUACAUGUAUCCUUCCUCCAUUUAUAACCAAAAAAUAUUUCACCGGGGCCUACAGCUUUACAAGCUUGCUUUCAUGAAGGUCCCAUCAUAUUCUCUCAGUUAAAUCAGUACUCUAUAUUGACCACUUAUCUUCAUGUUAUUUAUUAUGUAGGAUUGAUUAUUAUUUCA
Strongylocentrotus purpuratus (purple sea urchin) is the source of this 6063-nucleotide messenger RNA. RefSeq lists its product as uncharacterized. The transcript has 11 exons. Bases 12 to 2666 code for a protein of 884 amino acids. The record is from RefSeq and is a predicted model, not a curated record. NCBI's taxonomy places the organism in Eukaryota, Metazoa, Echinodermata, Echinoidea, Camarodonta, Strongylocentrotidae.